This is a messenger RNA of Sciurus carolinensis (gray squirrel), 4203 nucleotides long. RefSeq names its product zinc finger CCCH-type containing, antiviral 1 like (gene Zc3hav1l). The transcript is spliced from 5 exons. The coding region runs from base 295 to 1407 and encodes 370 amino acids. NCBI's taxonomy places the organism in Eukaryota, Metazoa, Chordata, Mammalia, Rodentia, Sciuridae. The record is from RefSeq and is a predicted model, not a curated record.
UUACAUUCUUUGUUUAUCUGAAAUCUUCCAAAUCCAGUGUGUGUUUUACAUAUCACAUCUCAGCAGGGACUGGCCACAUUUCAAGUGCUCUGCAGCCACACGAAGCUUGUGGUCACCUCCUUUUAGACAUCCCCUACCAAGUGCCUAAAGUGGCCAGCAAUUCACCUCCUACCACCUUAUCUAUUUUAUCUUCUUUGCAGCCCCUACUACUACUCGCAAAACUCUGGUUUGCCAGUCUCUUUUGUGACAAGGACUCACCUGGAACGGUGCCUGGACAGAGCAGACGCUCAAUAAAUGCCACCCCUGCCUGAAUCCCUGCCCAGUGGGCACGCAGGCCCCGGCCUCCUUUCACCGCCCACCGCGGGCUGCCCUCGCCCUUCCUCCCCCAGGCGGGACCCUGGAAUGUUGCUGGAAAUCGUGGACGUGACUGGGAGGAGUCUGGCCGCCUCGGGUUUCGCGGGGCGCACAGGGACGCGGCCGCCGGCCAUGGCGGACCUCACGGUGUGCUCCUUCCUCACCAAGGUGCUGUGCGCCAACGGCGGCCGCAUGUUCCUGCAGGACCUGCGCGGCCACGUGGAGUUGUCGGAGGCGAAGCUCCGGGACGUGCUGCAGCGGGCCGGGCCCGAGCGCUUCCUGCUGCAGGAGGUGGAGAUGAAGGAGGGCCUCUGGGACGCAGAGGCCGAGGCGGCGGCGGGCGCGGGCGGCGCGGGCGGCGGCGGCGGCGGCGGCGGCGCCUGGGCCUGGAGGGUGGUGGCCGUGUCCUCCGCGCGCCUCUGCGCUCGCUACCAGCGCGGGGAGUGCCAGGCCUGCGACCAGCUGCACUUCUGUCGACGGCACAUGCUGGGCAAGUGCCCCCACCGCGACUGCUGGUCUACCUGUACCCUUUCCCAUGAUAUCCACACACCUGUCAACAUCCAAGUCCUGAAAAAUCAUGGGAUUUUUGGCCUCAAUGAAGCCCAGCUUCGGAUCCUGCUUUUGCAGAAUGACCCUUGCCUUUUGCCAGAGGUCUGUUUGCUGUAUAACAAAGGUGGGGAUCCCUUCUAUGGUUACUGCAACCUCAAAGACAAAUGCACCAAGUUUCACGUGUGCAAAGCCUUUGUCAGGGGAGAGUGCAAGCUUCAGACCUGCAAACGGUCCCAUCAGCUCAUUCACGCUACCACGCUGAAGUUGCUACAGGAGCAAGGAUUGAGUAUUCCAAGUGUCGUUAAUUUUCAGAUCAUCGCUGCCUACAAGCAUAUGAAGCUGCACAAGAUGCUUGAAAAUAAAGAUAACUCAGCUACUUCUCCAGAGGGUUCACGGGGCCUUGAAAAACAGGGAACACAGGAGGCCAGGGCUGCAGAAAACAGGCCUCUGGUCCCUGUCCCUGCUCAGUCGGCCAGGAAGCCCUGCCCAGAUAUAUGUGUGUGAACGGUAUUCUCCGUAACUGCCUUCUGCAGGCUCUAUUUUGUGUAUUGCUUACGUGGCCUUUUAUUGCUGGGGCCUCUGUGCUGAUGUGGGACUCCACGAUUUUCAUAAAAGGAUGUCAUCCAUACAGUGCUCAUGAUGUACAAGCUUUGUGGGUUCAACCUUGGCCCGCACCUCAGAGAAGGUAACCUUUGGGUUCCUGUCAAAGAUUUCUACCUCAGCCUAUUUUUAUCUUUUAUUGAGCUUUUACUAAGCCCAGCUGCUAUAGUUUUAAGGAGGGGCAGUUCAUCCCUUACUCUUAUAACUCUUCUUUCUGUGGAUGCAGAUGGACCACCGGAAAUCUGUUUGCUUUACCCAUUGCAUGUUGACUUCCCCUUCCUCCCUCUUUCCUCUGCUCUUUGCUUCCAUACACCCUGCUGUCUUUCUCAAGUUACAUGUAGCUGUUACAUCCUUUGUUUUUAUCAAGGGGUACCACCAAGAGGCAGCUCUGUGAAACCCUUUGCUGUGUGUAAUGUAGUGACAUUUCCAAAUAUCAUUGUGUAAAGUGCUUUCUUAAAAAAAUUUUUUUUUGUUGUAAUGCAGUGUGAAAAAAAGGGACAAUAUAGUAUGUUUUCAUAAAACCAAAUUAUUUAAUUUUGAGAAAACUUCUGUUUUAAUUUUCAGAAACCUGAAAUGCUCUUCUAUUGAGAGAGGGAAAUACAAAGUGUUUUCAAGUGAGAAAUUUCUGUUUUCUCUUACAUGGACAAUAUGAUUCAUACAACUUAAGAUAAUCUUUUUACUGUGGUUGCCAACAACAGUAUUUCUGAAAAUUCUUAUGUUCUGCAAAUUUUAGGUAUUUUUUCUUUCUUUCUUUCUUUUUUUUCCCACUAGUUCUGAUUUUUUCUGGUGCUAUUGUUUUCCCAUGGUGGUGCUGGGAAUCCAGCCCAGGGCCUUGUGCAUGCUAGGCAAGUACUCUACCACUGAGCUUCAUACUCCCACAGCCCUGGGGAGUAAAUAAUUACAUUUAAUUAUUAUUACUAUUUCUAUUUUAUCAUUUUACAAUGUAUACUUUUGUUUAGGCCAUAUACACCUUUAAUGGAAAUAGUGAGGGUCUAAACGUGUGUCCUUUAUACUGAGAGACUUGGUAGAUUUUCACAUCAUUGUGUUCCUUUUAUAUAUCUUACAGUUGUGAUCUUACAUGUGAAGUAGGUAGAGGAGAGGCCCUUUGUCAUCUUUGUUGGAAUGUUUUAUUCAGUUCUGUCAUCUUUCAUUUUAAUUUUAGUUCUUCUGAUAAUCAUUCUAUAAAAUUACCUUAUAUAAUUACUGGAUCAAGUCUGACUGCUCACCCCACUACAUACUAGUUAAGUCAAGAGACAAGGUGUUCAGGCAAAGAAGCUGACUAUUCAAAAAGCCAGCUAGGUGAGAAGAUAGGGCACUCCAUCCAGCCCAUCUUGCUGGGAAGCUGAUUUCGAUGUGGCUUGUGUAGAUGGGAGAUGGGUGUUCCCCAGUUGGUGGGUCCUGUCUCAUAGUGGGUGGGCCAGAUGAUACACAUCUGAUCCUUAUUGUCUGGUCAUGAGAUGUUUUUCAGUUCUGCAGAUUUCAGAAGCACAGGUCAUUAUUUCCUCAGGCUAUUCUUGUCACUGAUGAGUUACAUAUUACACAAAGGACAGGCUCAAACUGGGUAGCUGCCACUAGUCUCUCUUGGUAAUUGCCAAACUCCUGGUGAAAACAGGCUUCCAUUAGUUACUUAUUACAAACCUCUGAUAAUGAAAGAAAGCAUCUUUAAACUGAGUUGCAUAAUCACACUUCUUUAUCCGUCUCUCUUUCCAUCUGACGAUCCAGCUGUUAGAUUUACCAUGUUAGAGCUGGAGAUGCGUUUUCUUUGGUAAUUUAUUGGGGGUCACAAGGUGAAGCCUCACGUCUCUGGGCUCCACAUUGUCGACGUAUACUAACUUGAAUUAAUUCAUUUUUCUCCAGGGUUGUUUCUCCUUUUGUUUCCUUACCGCCAUCCAGUCAUUUGACUUAAGCCAAAAAGCUGCAAAUUUUCCUAUACUCUUCUUUUUCUUUAUUUCCUGUGCCAAGUUGGUUACCCAGUGCUGGAGACAUUUUACUCCCAAGGAACCUCCUAAGGCUUACCCUUCCCUCCACAGUUCCUUGGUUCACACCUCCAUCACCCAUUGCGUGUAUUCCACAGUUAAAUGUGUUAGGCGUUUUUAAUAGGAGGGCCUAGGUGGGCUCCUUGCUCCCACUUCAACGAUGGUAGCUUCAUUUUAAUGUUUCUUAUAUUAGACCUUUGUGGAUUUCAUUGCUCUCCUUACUGUCCUCCACCUAGCUGUCUGGUUGAUCCUUGAAAAGCAAAUCUAAUCAUAUUGCUUUAUUUUCACAUAAGGCAAGUCAUAAACUCCUGGAGUGGACUGUCGCGACUGUCUGCGAGAGAAAUGGGUCUCUGAGGAAGGGCCGUGAAAAUUGCCCCAUCUAAAAUGGGCGCCGCGCUGAUUUCCUUCUGGGAAUGUGGACCCAGUUUGUCAUAUUGUCCAGUAUUUCUGAAGAAGCCAGAAAUCCAUAUUUUGUGAGAAAUAUUCCGAUUUUUAAGUAUUGGUUUUUAAUCAAGUUUUAGAAAUUAAGACUCUUUCUGCUGACCCACUUGGAAUAUUUGAAAUGUGCUCUCUGGAAGAUGUUCCCUCUUUUACAAGUCCCAGAUCUCACUUCUCUCUGCCUGCCUAAGAACCUGGCAGUUACAGUCUUCAAAUGACCCCUAGGGAGGCAGCUCUUAUAUAUUUGUGGUUUUUUUUUUGCAGUACUGGGGAUUGAAAAGGGGUC